UAACCUCAAUUCUCCCUCAUAUCAGCUCAAUUAUGCCCGAAGUACGCGCCGAAGAGGUAUCAAGGUUUAUGCGAGAGUGCUUCCAAGCUACUGGAGUGCCGGAGAAUGAGGCGAGGGAGCAUACAGAUUUGUUGUUACAAGCUGACUUUACGGGACAUUACAGCCAUGGACUGAAUAGACUUGAAUUCUACAUCAACGAUCUUAAAUCAGGAGCGACUGACCCAAAAGGCAAGCCGGUAGUUCUAAAAGAGAAUGCUUCAACAGCAUGGGUAGACGGUGGCAAUGCCCUCGGAGCUACUGUAGGCAACUUCAGCAUGGACCUAGCUAUCAAGAAAGCUAAGGAGACUGGUGUAGGAUGGGUGGCUACUAAAGGAUCUACCCACUUCGGUAUGGCCGGUUGGUGGGCUCAAAGAGCGGAGAAGCAAGGGUUGAUUGGCAUGGCUUUCACCAAUACGUCUCCUCUCCUAGUGCCUACGAGAGCCAAAGACGGCGCUUUAGGCACAAACCCAAUAGCGAUGGCAGCGCGGGCCAGUGGCGGAGACUCCAUUCUUGUUGACCUGUCUACAACCGCUGUUGCCCUGGGCAAGGUAGAGAUGAAAAUACACGAAGAAAAACCGUUGCCUGCUGGCUGGGCAAUGGAUCAGAAUGGGAAAAUGACACACGAUCCUAAAGUGGGUUUCGAAUCAGGUCACCUAUACGCUCUAGGUGGCGUGGAGGAGACGGCUGGCUACAAAGGAUACUGCCUCAGUGCCAUGAACGAGGUGUUCUGCAGCUCACUUUCAGGAGCCAAAGCGAGCCACCAGCGCCCAUGGGGUGCCACCAACCCUGAAGACCCGCCUAACCUGGGACAGAUGUUCGUGGCCAUAGACCCGGGGUGCUUUGCCCCCGGCUUCGGUGACCGCCUCGGGGACUGUCUGACUCACUGGAGGAAUUUGCCGCCGGUUGAUCCUUCACUGCCAGUUCUGGCUCCCGGAGACAAGGAGCGUUCUAAUUUGGAACAAACGAAGAAACGAGGCACGAUUGUCUAUGAACCUAAACAGAUCGAGACCUGUGCGUCUCUCGCAAAACGGCUAGGCGUUAAACCUAUGCAGACUUUGUGA
Molecule: messenger RNA, 1100 nt
Organism: Cydia amplana
Lineage: Eukaryota; Metazoa; Arthropoda; Insecta; Lepidoptera; Tortricidae
Exons: 8
Coding region: 33-1100 (355 amino acids)
Molecular function (GO): oxidoreductase activity
Source: RefSeq, a predicted model, not a curated record